Molecule: messenger RNA, 4525 nt
Organism: Saprolegnia diclina VS20
Lineage: Eukaryota; Oomycota; Saprolegniomycetes; Saprolegniales; Saprolegniaceae
Exons: 26
Coding region: 34-4263 (1409 amino acids)
Source: RefSeq, a predicted model, not a curated record
AUCGGGAAAAGCCAACGCGAAACCGAACGAGCGAUGCCCUCGAGCGCCGUCGCCGUCGCGCGCUGGAAGAAGAUUCGCGCGCUCCUGCGGUCCAUUCGAACGUUUGGACGCCGAGAUGAUGUCGGCCCGUCAGCCAAGCCGUCGGGAUCCGCUGCGGCAGUCGUCCCUUUCGUGCCCAGCACAUGGUCGGCCGCGAAAACCCGCCAGUUUCAUGCGGCCGCUAGGAAGCAAGAGCAAUACCGGUCGGACGUCGACUUGAAGCUGCUGAUGGAGCUGGUGGAGAGCAUCGCCCUCUUUGCUUCCCUCCCGUACAUUGUCAAGCUGUACGUGUGCCAAAAGCUGCGCUAUCGAACACUUCAUGACGGACAAGUUGUCUAUCGCCAAGGCGACCGCAUCACGGGCUUUGGGAGUCUCUACGUCGUUCUCGACGGCGUCGUUAGCAUCUACAAGAACAGUGCCAUUGUGAGCGUAGCAGCGCACGACGCCCUUUACGACGCCAGCGAAGUGGACGACAGUGACAUGGGUGACUGUAUUCAAACGGUUUCCGUGGGCGAGGUUUUUGGGGAGGGCGCCCUGCUGGGCAACGUGCUGCGGGCCACCACGGUCCUCACGCAGUCGCGCGCAAAGGUUGUGACGCUCUCGGCCACCGCGUACAAGACGCUCUUGACGUACGGCAGCAGCUCAUUAAUCGCGGCCGAGUACAUCUACGCCGCUCAGUGUGAGCAGCACCGCCGGUCGCGCGAGGACAGCGCCAAGCUCUCGGUAUUCCUGAGCCACUUUCACACCUUUCGAUGUCUUCCGCGGCCGACACUCGAGCGGAUCGCUUGCAAGCUGGUGGUACAAACGUUCCCUGCCAACGCAAUCGUGCUGCAUCAAGAGAGCACGUUGGCGAAGCUCGUGGUUGUUGCCGCCGGCCAGCUGCAGAUUCACGUUCAUGAUACCACCGAAGGCUCCAAACUUCACGAAGCCCUCUACGGGCCCGUCAUCGGCGAGCUCUCGCAUGGCGAGUGCUUUGGCGAAGUGGCCUUGCAGAAAGGGUUUGGCUCGACCCAGGCCGCCACCUUGCGGACGCUGUCGCCAGUGACAGUCAUUGUGCUACUGCAAACCGACUACGACCGUGUUCUCUGUGAGGAUGCCCUGGUAGAGAUGGCAGCGCCUCACAACGAUGUCAACGAGCUUCUACGACUGUGUUCGACCCCAUGCGCGGACCGCGCCGAAGACCACGUGCGAACGACCGUCUCGGCCCUCUUACGCUGCGACGCGCGCAUCUUUUGGCGACAGUUCAAUUCCGUGGACUUGACUUUCAUUGCCAAGCACGCCUCGAUCACUGUUGUCGACGCCGGUACCGUUCUCGUCGAGCAAAACCACCGGAGCGAUGGCAUGUAUAUGCUACUAACCGGUGCAGUCAACAUCCACCGCCUUACUUCGACCAAAGUGCGACGACGCCAAAGCGUUGCUGUGCAAGUCGAACUGCAUGGUGGAGAGCACGCUGUGAGCUCCAACGAGAAGCACGGGCAGUUCCUCACGAGCCUUGGUAUCGGCUCUGCCUUCGGCCACGUGCCGCUUCUGACCAAUUCACACAGCCAGUCGACGUAUGUCGUCUCGCGCAACCUUGCCAAGGGGAUCACAACGGCCACGGUGUUGCACUUGCCAGCGGCGGACGUUCUCGGUCUUCUCCGCCAGGAGAACGACAAUGACGACGAGGUAUUGCUGUUCCAGCCCCGCCUUGUACUCGACAAUGCCAGCGUCAAGCCGCGCGACCCGACGUGCUUGACACUCGAGAAGCUCGCAACGUACCUCGGCCACCACGACGCGCUUCGAGCUGUGCCUUACUGUGUACGCCUCCGUCUGCUGCAGGGCAUGGAGAUCGUCGAGGUGCGACACAACCAGCUGCUCUGGGACGUGCACGAGUUCCGCCCUCACGCGAUUAUUCUUGUCCUUGCUGGUUCGCUGCUUCUUGUGCAGUCGGCUUCGUCCCAGCACGCGAUUCUGGACGACGAGGGCGGACUCGGGACAGAGGCUGCGAGCAGUGUCACGUUCGAUUCGCACCGCACUGCCAACGCUGUGACGCGCAUGAACAGCACCGACCUCCUCACGACGCUCUGCAUUGGUGACGUGGUGGGCUCCAUGCAGUCUGGCAGCGCGCUCCAAGCGCAGUCAGCCGUAGCCAUUUCGGAAGGCAAGGUGGGUAUCUUGCACUGGGGUCUUCUACCACCAACUCGACCCGCGCUUGUCGAGCUCGUUGACGACAUUGCUCGGUGGCACAUGCGUCAUUCGUCCAACGACAGCACUACUGAUGAAGGCGCGCACGAGCUCACAUCCCAGCUUUUCGACAUGACGGGACUUCGUGACACCUUUCCCAUCGCGGUGCAAAACUUGGUGCACGAGGACGCGCGCUUUGUCACGUAUCAGCCGGGCGAGCUCGUGUGCAAGCAAGGCGAGAGCCAGGAAGCGCUCUAUAUCGUCCUUGCAGGCAGCUUGGAUGUCUUUGUCCAGCGCGCCCCCGCGAUUUGGACCCGCCGGACGUCCGUGGACCCCAAGGUGACGUGGCGACCACCGUCCAAACGCAAGUUUGUCAUCACCGAGCGCGAUGACAACCCCAUGAAGGCACUCAUGCAUCUCUCCAAGGAGCCAUCGGCGCGGACCACGAGCAUAAAAAAGCUUUUGCAAUCCCCCGUCCCGGUGGCUGUCAACGGCGACCGUCGAGGCGUUCGCGAAGCCACCUUGGGUCCGGGCGACGUCAUCUGCGAGCGCGCUCUCUUUGAUGGAGGCCUUCUCCACCCAUCGACUAUCGUGACGACGACGGCCGCGGCGAUGCUUGUUUUGCAUCGCGAUGCAUAUGAGAAUCUAGUUGCGUUUGGCCGUCCUGCACCCCGUCCAUCCCACCAGGGCUCCCAGCGCGCGCGGGAUCUGUGGAAGCUUGUAGUUCAUUUUGUACUCAAGAAGCGGGCGCAGCGCUCGCAGUGGCCGAGCGUUAUUGCCUUUGCGCGCCAGAAGCGCAUUCAGCUCGUGCUUGACAUUGUCGUGGACGUGCCCUGUUUUGUCAAAAUGGCGACGGCCCUCCGAGAGCAGAUUUGCGAGCGCACGCUGUUUCAGACAUUUGCGCCCAAUGCUUACGUAUUUACAAAGGGGGCGUCUACAGAGCGCGUCUUCGUGCUCGUGUCAGGGUCCGUCGACUUGGUGCAGACAGCUGGUACCACGAUCGAUCUAUCGACAUCGACGCCACUCACCUCGACCUCCGAUGCUGCCGAGCUCACGGGCUACGUUCGUGUGCGCACAGUCAACAACGGCGACGUCUUUGGCGAGUACGAGGUGCUGGCCGCUGAGAACCACCGGCAAAUUUCGGCCAUUGCGACUCACGGUGCGCGUGUCGUUGCUAUCAAUAAGGUCGAGUAUCUCCAGUCGUGGCCGGGUGUUGUGGAGCAGCAAGACCGCCUGGCCUUUCUUCAGCAUACGGACGCGCUCAGAGCCCUCGACCGCGAUCGCGCGUGUUCGCUCUGGUACGGUCUCACGCCCCGCGCCUGUCGCCGCAUGGACGUGAUUUUGCCCUUGCCGAAAGCUUCAGACGCGCUCGUUCUGAUUCAAGACGGCGAGUGCAUCGUGCAACGUCAGCUCGCAUUGCGCCGAGCCAUCCACGAAAAGUCGUGGCGGGAGCCUACGCUGCGCUUGGACGCACACGUCGCCACGUUGAGCCGCGGGAACGUUGCGCUCUGUGAAGACGAUUCGUGGCACACGCUGGAGCUCGUGGCAUCCAGUCGCGACGUGUCGCUCCUCGUAUUGCAUUACCCCGGCGCGCCCUUCAUGUUGCAACGAAUCUUGGGCAAACGCGGCCUGGGUGCACUGCGCAAGGUGUGGCGCGCCCAGCUCGAGUGGCACGCGCAUCGCGAAGAGGUCACUCUGCUUGUUUCUACUCUGUGGGUUGAAGUCGAAUGGCUACUGCAAUGGCGUAUGUCGGUAGACCGCGACACAGCUGGCGACGAGCUCGCACCCGAAACCAGUGACUGCGAGCACUUUACCGCUCCUGCAGUGCGUACCAAUUACGACGCUCCGCAACAACCGGCUCGCUUUACCGCGUUUCUUGCUGCAACGCGCCCUUCCACGCGCGCCCUCACCACCAAAGAGCGCCGCUGUUCGAGGUCCGCGCGCACCGCCCACGGCGGCCGACCUGGCCCCGAAACGCAAGGUCCUCGGCUCCUUUGGUUCACCACGGAUCGCACCUUGCGAAGCCGUCGGGCCGGUCCUCGCAAAAGCGCCGCGCGAUGAUUCCUUGAGUCUUCAACGCAAGCUGCAACAUCAAAUACGCGUCGAGAACCAGCUGGCGCACACCCUCGACAGUGCGCUACGAGCGGCCAAUGCCGCAUCGGCGGUGUCCGAGAAAGCAUGCCGCCUGCGCCAUGGCCGUCCGCCACGGAAUCAGAAGAUAGGUCGCCCGUCCAUAGGCGCGCUGCGCGUCUCCGACCCAAGCGUGGCACAAGCGCACGCACCCUUGCCGGCCCCGCGGCGCUGAUUGGCCCGUCCUGUCCGG